Messenger RNA from Hymenoscyphus albidus, 1964 nucleotides. The record is from the annotation of a GenBank genome assembly. NCBI's taxonomy places the organism in Eukaryota, Fungi, Ascomycota, Leotiomycetes, Helotiales, Helotiaceae.
CCACUAUCCAACACAGCCGUUGCUCCUCUUUCCUCGGCGUAGUUUCUAACUACAGCUCAAGAUGAAAGGCCCUCCUUUCAGAGGUUCCUACCUUAUGAAACACAUGCACAAACCCUCUAGAGCAUAUUUUUCCACACUCCCAGCUAAAUCCCAGAUACAGCAAAGCGAAGAAGGCAUGACACCUACAAGUACCAGCAACCGCAUUCACAUCCUUGGACAGGGAAACAUAGGCCGUCUCUUUGCACAUGGUCUUGCAACCAUCCCCAAGCCACCGCCGAUAACACUCCUCUUCCAUCGAGAAAGCCUUCUUGAAGAAUGGAAACAGGCGGGAGAGUGUAUCACUAUUACCGACCGUGGGAUCCCCUCAACGUCAAGAAAUUAUGAUAUCGAGAUCAUCAAUUCUCAAGACACAGAUUCGAAAUCGUCCAUCAUGAAUCUGAUUGUCGCCACAAAGACCACGAAGACUUUGCAGGCGAUUUCUGCAGUGGCAGAUCGGCUGUCACGGGAUUCGACAAUCAUGUUUACUCAAAACGGCAGUAAGUUGAUAUACCAUUUCCCUUCGGGUCUCAAGUCUUAUUCGUGACAAUCGCAAUCAUAGACGCUAACCCAUCGGAUAUCUAGUGGGGACAAUCGAAGAGGUCACUGAAUCACUAUUUCCGUACCCCGGAACACGGCCAACCUAUACUACCGCAACUGUAUACCAUGGUCUCUUCUCCACCAGCCCAUUCUCCUCUGUUCUCCCUGGAAAAGGAAAGAUGGCUCUAUCCCACCAUUUGGGGACGUCAUCGACUCCAAUGUCAAAAUCAAUGCUCACACAAGUCCGACCACCCCGGCUUUUCGACGCAACGGUAUACCAGCCAAACCCUGGGUUCACUCGGCGAAUAGCUAAACUAACCGCCAACGCCAUCAUAAACCCGCUCAGCGUCUUGUUCCAGAAGAAGAAUGGCGAGCUUUUUGAGAGCCAUCAGAUUUGUGCUUUGAUGUACCUCCUAAUUGCCGAGAUAGACCCUGUGCUAUUUACAUAUUGUGAUAGGAGCACUAAAGGAAACGGAGACGACAAGGGAAACGGAGACCGCGCUUAUAUUCGAAGCACUUGGAAAGGUCACGUGGGUACACGUUUCAUGACAGAAGACGUGCUCAUCGCUGCACGACGCAGUGCAGAGAAUUACAGUAGCAUGCUGCAGGAUGUCAAGGCGGGCCGGGAGACUGAGAUCGAUUACAUCAACGGGUGGCUGGUGAAGAAGGGGUUGGAGUACGGUCUCGAUAUGAGUGUUAAUCAGAAGGUUAUAGAGAUGGUGAAAUCGAACAAGAAGUUGGAAUUGGAAGAUAUAGAGCCAAUUUUUGGUCAAUACCAUUCUACAUUGGAUCGGGGGAUGUCGAUUAGAAAGGAAUGGGAAUUGGGGUAUCCGCCAUUGCGUAUCAGGUUUAAACCUGAGAGGAAGUCAUGAGAAAAUUGAUGGCAUUGAAGACGUGGAGAUAGAUCUUUGUGAUGAAUGGAUAUUUGUUCCUGAUUGGCACGGAUUGGAUUGUCGGAAUAUAUGUACAGUACAAGCCUCGAGAAUGUUUCUCCCUCUGUCCAUUGUGCUCUCAAUGCCCCGCACCCAACAUCUACUUCAAAAUCUUACUUGGAGUGACAGCGAAAGUAGGUCGCACAUAUCUAAAAUUCCAGAUGUCAGUCAUGAAACGAUUUAAAAGAAAACAAAUACCCUUGUUCAGACUCGCAAGAAACCAAAAUCACAUAUACUCUUCUCCUAACAUCCUCUCUCCUCCCCAACAACUCCCCAAAAACCCAAAUUACAACCAGCCAGAGAAAAGAAUCGACAUACCUAUCCGAGUUAUAGGCACUAGUCUGAGUCCCAAGCAACUCCUUCUCCCUUGCCAAAUCCGCGUAAUGUCUCCGUACCAAAUCCCGGUCCUCCUCUGCUGUCAAGAGGGGCGUGAUGUAGAUUCUCGACCACAUCUUC